UGGCAAUCAUGCAUAGAGCUGUUAUAAACAUCUGUGUGCAGAUUUUUGUGUGGACAUACGAUUUCCAGUCUUUGGGUAGAUGCCAAGGAGUGUGAUUGCUGGACCAUAUGAGUAGAAGUUUUUAAUUUUAAUGGAGCCAGCUUAUCAAUUGUUUCUUUCAUGAAUCAUGCCUUUGAUGUUGUAUCUGAAAAGUCAUCACCAUGCCCAAGACAAGAGUCAGAGAAAAGCACAGUAUACUUGCAGAGGCUCAGCAUCCAGGAAUGUCAAGUCUUUCGUUAGUAAAAGGAAAACAGCAGAUAAAAAUCUGCUGGCAGAGCUGUACCAGUAUCUACAAUUUAACGACUCUAGGCCAAAUGAGCUUCCAAAUGGGGUGGACUUCUGUGACUUGGUAGGCAAUGUGAUCCGGGCUGAGAGAAACCCCUGUAGUGGCAAGUCUUUCUGUUCAGAUAGAGAAUUAGAGAACUUUUUCUCUUCUCCUUCUCCAAGAGCCAUAUGGCUGGACAGCUUCUGGUGGCUCUUUCAUGAAAGGUACCAGCCAAACAAGGAGGUCCAGAACAAGCUGUUUGACCGGAUAUCCCAACACUAUGCCGCUCUUUUGUUUCAUGAACCCAAGUCCCACUAUGAAGAGGCAAUCUUAAAAAGGCUGCCAUCACUUCUGAGUAAAGCCCUGUACACCAGCUUCUGCUGCUGCUUCCCGCAGUCCUGGUUCAACACGCACGAGUUCAAGUCUGCCGUCUGUAACACGAUGAGCCUGUGGAUCUCAGGUAUAUAUCCUUGCCCACAGAGCUAUAACAGCUGGGACUACUCAGAACUGGAUCCAGAGAGAUUCCGGAGAGAAGAGUUAAUGUUGCAUAGAAGAACGCUGAUAAAGGAAAGGGAGCUUUCUCUCCUCGCUUCUAAGAGAUGCUUCUCUCACAAGUCCGCCUGGAGCAGGAAAGCCCACUGCCCUCAGUCUACUAAUGUAAGUUCAACCAGGAAGAAUUCAGUGGCUAGCUCCCGAAAACAGAAUACCACAAAAGAGCCUUGUUCGCAGACUCUGGUCUUGAAGAAAGCUACACAACAAGUCAAGGGGAUAUCAGAAGCCAAACAAUAUCAGAAAAUACUUCCUAAGCAGUCUCACCCCGCCUGCAAAAGCCCUGAGAUGACUUCAAACCUCUUCAACGUGUACGGGAAGAGCCCUCUGAUCGUGCACUUCCUCCAUAACCAUGCCACUCUGCUGCAGCGUGGCGAAGAUGUGUUGGUAGCCAGGAGGGAAAAGAGCAAGACCAUCCCUGAAUGCAGCCUGACCUACGCUGACGUCAUCAGACUGACCCUGAGCAACAUGAAGAAGCGGAGGGACACCCUGCUCCAGUUGAACCAGCUUCACUGGACGGAAUGGAAUUAUUUCGAUGUGUACCUCAAGGAGCUGCAGGACAACUUCCUCAGGGAGGUGAAGAAUAUCAACCAAAGAGCAAUAGAUAAAAAAAAGGCAAAUCACAUGUGCAUCCCACCCGUCGCCUUCACGGAGGAAUUGUCUGAUAAGAAGUCUGUAGAAAGCUGUCAGAGGGAGGCUGCAUUUCUGGCAAGGAAGAGAUAUAAGGAGCAAGAAAGAGAAUGGAAACAGAAGUCAGACUACUCUCCCUUUGCUCCUUCAUCCUCUGGUGAAUUCUCUUCUCUGAGAUCAGAAAGUCCCUACAAAAUUGCUGAUGCUCCUGCGACAAGCGAGGUCACCGAGGAGCCAAAAGCAAUGCAGAGAAAGAAAGUCACCUUCCUGACCGUCUCACUUUCCAACUCACCCAAAUGAACCUUUUCCAAGAGUUGGGAGAACUUUUCGGAUGAAGAAUGAACACGUUGUUAGGUUUACUCUAAAACAGAAACAACAAAAUAAACCAAAAAAUAGUACUGAAACACAUUUAAUCCUUCGCAGUCCAUGGGACAAUGACUAUUGUAGUUCACUCCUACCCUGGGCCCAAGUCAGGAUUCACAUUGAAGUCAAGGCACCUCACUCAUGCAUGCAUUUACUUACUAGUUCUUUGAUUCACUUGUUAAGAAGAAGACUAUGGAAUGUAUAAUAUUGUUAUGUAACAUUAAUGGUAAUCAUAGGAGACAUCAUUUACUGAGCACUUACUAUGUCCUGAGGACUCUAAGUCCUUUUUAGACAUUAUCUUGGUUAGCCCUCCUGGGGGCCCCCCAAGUUGGGUAUUAUUGCCUUCAUUUCUCCUAGGAGGACCCUGGGGCUUAGAGAGGUUGAGCAAGCAUUCACUAGGUAUCUACUCUGUGCCAUGCCUGCACCAAGCCCUGUGCAUACAGAGAUGAAUAAAGACGCAGUCCCUCACCUUAAGGGGCACACAGUCUGGAAGAGGGGGAAGGAUGUGUGAGCCAAGAAAUGCAUUAAUACUUGGCGAGAUCUUUGUGGAAUCCAAGAAAAACCAAAUGAGAAAGACUUCGCUGAGGCUCAAAGGUGAGGCCUCAAAGCGAAAGCCUAUCAUCACUAUCAAGUUCAUCCCCAAAAUGGGCAUUCACUUCCAUUUAACACGAAGGACACGUGAUAUUUCUGGAAAAUAGCAAAUUUUGAAGAGCUAUGGCAGUUUUCGUUGGUUCUUUAAACAAUCCACCAGGGGAAAAAAUGUCCUACAAAAUGCCAACUGCUAUUGUGGUAAUUUUUUUGCUAUUUAUUCCAGCAAAAUGAUUCAGUCACUGAAGAAAAAGGGUCGCCCUGUGCUAGGUCUUGAACCCGAAGAACUGUUUGCACAGAUAUUCAUCCAAGAUCCAUCACAGCCUCCACCUCAACAGAUGCUCUUUCAAAUGUUUCAUGACUCUCCUCAACCAUCAGGCUCCAUUUGAGGGGAGGAGGAUGACGCUGCCAGAGCCGGCUUCUGCUGGCGUGAAGGCU
Molecule: messenger RNA, 2872 nt
Organism: Equus quagga
Lineage: Eukaryota; Metazoa; Chordata; Mammalia; Perissodactyla; Equidae
Gene: FAM227A
Product: family with sequence similarity 227 member A
Exons: 17
Coding region: 167-1783 (538 amino acids)
Source: RefSeq, a predicted model, not a curated record